AUGAGUACCGUGAGCGAGCACUCGCUGAACGGCGCGCUUCGCCCUGGCGGCGUCCUCAACAUCCUUAGCCGCGAAGCCAUUGGGCUCCUCGGCCAGUACGUCGCCGUCGGCAUGAUCUACGGUCUCCUGCCUGCGCUUGUGUACCCCGUCUAUAUUCAGUACAUGAACUUCAACGGGUACCAAGCCGCGUCGUAUACGUCGAUUGUCAAUAUCUGCUGGUCGUUCAAGAUCUUCAUGGGGGUCCUCACCGACUGCUUCCCGCUCUUUGGCUUCAAGCGCAAGCCGUACAUGGUGCUUGGCUGGUGCAUUGCGCUCAUUUGCAUCUGCUGCAUGACCUUUUCGACGUUUCCGGCGCCGUAUGUGGGCCGGCCGCUGUCGUCGCUGUCGCACGACACGAUCGCGAUGCUUCGCGGCGGCAAUCUCUCGGAACUCAACGCAACGGCUCGGGUGCAUGUCAACGUGCAAGCCUCGAGCCAAGCGGGCUACUGGAUCAUACUCUCGACCAUCUGCAGCUUUGGCUACAUGCUCGCCGAUGUGGCCGCCGACGCCAUGGUGGUUGAGUACGCCCAGCGCGAGCCGAUUCUGGUUCGCGGCCGGCUCCAGUCGAUCAUUUACGGCACGCGGUUUGCGUCGUCGGUCGUGCCGCAGCUCAUUGCGGGCAUUUGCAUGAACAGUUUCGAGUACGGCGGCAACUUUGACUGGUCCAUCACUCCGAACGCCGCAUUUGGUAUGCUCGUGGUGCCGUGUCUCCUCGCCAUAUACUGCGCGCUCUUCCUCGUCGUCGAGGAGCGCGACGUGCGGCCCGUCUUUAGCGCGUACAUGGGUCGGCUCUGGCGCCUCCUCGAGCUCCGCGUCGUGUGGCAAAUCUGUCUCUUUCGCUUUUGCAGCAACGUCUUCUUUUCGUUUGAAGCGACCGCGAUCCCGAGCAUGAAGAGCGCGUGGGCCAACGUCCAGCCGCUCACCAACUCGAUCUUUGGCGUGCUCAACACGGCGCUCAUGGCCGCCGCCAUCUUCGCCUGCGGGCAGUGGGGCCUCAACCUCAAUUGGCGCCACGCGAUCGCAGUUGCGACGAUUGCAAUUGCUGCGAUUGACUCGACGGUGCUCCUCUCGGUGACGUGGCAUGUGACGCGGAGUCCGUACUUUUUCAUGGGCCGGCUACUGCCGAAAGCCCUCCCGAGCGCGAUCCGGUUUGCGAUUUCGUCGUUUUGCGCAGUUGAGAUUGCCGACAUUGGCAACGAAGGCGCCGUCAACAGUCUCAUCACGACGAUCGUCAACCUCGCGACGCCGUUUUCCACGGUCGUGUACAAGCUUGUCGAUUCGUACUUUGACGUCUCGGUCGCCAACCUCGCAACCGACUCGGUGAGCGUGCGCUGGCAAGUGACGUACGUGCUCUUGAUCUCGCUCGGCAUGAAGCUCUUCUCGCUGGUCUUUCUCGGAUUGCUCCCGCCGCAGAAAGCUGCGCUCCAGUGGCUCAAGAAGCGCGGCGGCUACAACCGCGGUGCGGCGUGGGGGAUUGUGAUUGGCUUCUCCACUGCGCUGCUUUUUGCCAUUGUGAGCAGCGUUAUGGCGCUCUUCCCAUCGACCGCGUGCUAUCGCAUUGCGGGCGGUAGUGGCGAGGCCAUUGUUCGCAACGGCGUUGCGAUCUGCGGCUGGGUCGACUCCACCGGCACUUUAACGACGAGCCACAACGACUAGGUGCUUGGGUACUAUUUUAUUAUAAGCAUGGAUGAUAAGA
This is a messenger RNA of Saprolegnia parasitica CBS 223.65, 1735 nucleotides long. RefSeq lists its product as hypothetical. Lineage: Eukaryota; Oomycota; Saprolegniomycetes; Saprolegniales; Saprolegniaceae. The coding region runs from base 1 to 1695 and encodes 564 amino acids. The record is from RefSeq and is a predicted model, not a curated record. The transcript has a single exon.